AUGGGCGGGAAGAGGGACUCGAAUGGCGCGUCUUCCGUGAUGACAGGUACCUCGUUCGUGCCGUGGGCCAGCUUCGUGCUUGGGGAGAGGGUCUGGGACGCGAGGCAACCCUGUGUUUCCUUCACCUUGAGCUUCGGCCGCUGUUCUUACUUUCUCUGCCAGCGUGCUGGCGCUCCUCGUCAGGGCAAGGGCCGCGGAUUGUCUCCCAGGGGUCUCCCCAUCCGGGCUGACGGCACGGUCCCCGCUCCCCCAGACGCGCGACCCUCCACCGUAGGGCGACUUCACUCUAUUUUUAAGCUUCAGGUACUUAAGCUUUUAAGUGGGAACCCUGGUGGUACAUCCACAGUAAAGGCAGAUUCAAAAGCCAUUACAACCUCUCUUACUACCAAAUGGGUUUCCACUCCAUUAUUGUUAGAAGCCAGUGAGUUUUUAGCAGAAACCAGUCAAGAGAAAUUUUGGAAUUUUGUAGAAGCCAGUCAAAACAUUGGAUCAUCAGAGGAUCACGGUAGUGAUUAUUCUUAUUAUCGUGCAAUAUUGGAGGCUGCAUUUCGAUUUCUGUCACCUCUACAGCAGAAUUUGUUGAAAUUUUGUCUGUCUCUUCAUUCUUACUCAGCUACAAUUCAAGCCUUCCAGCAGAUAGCAGCGGAAGAACCUCCACCUGAAGGCUGCAGUUCUUUUUUUUCAAUUCAUGGGAAGAAGACUUGUAAUUUUGAUGACAUUGAGACUCUUCUGCGCACAGCAUCUGAAAGACCUAAGCCAUUAUUAUUCAAAGGAGAUCAUAGAUAUCCGUCAUCUAAUCCAGAUAGUCCAGUGGUGAUUUUCUACUCUGAGAUUGGCUAUAAAGAAUUUUCUACUUUCCAUCAACAACUCAUAUCAAAAAGCAAUGCUGGCAAAAUCAAUUAUGUAUUCAGACAUUAUAUAUCUAACCCUGGGAAGGAGCCUGUUUACCUCUCUGGUUAUGGUGUGGAGUUGGCCAUUAAGAGCACUGAGUACAAAGCCAAGGAUGAUACUCAGGUGAAAGGAGCUGAGGUAAAUACCACAGUGAUUGGUGAAAAUGAUCCUAUUGAUGAAGUUCAAGGAUUCCUUUUUGGAAAAUUAAGAGAUCUGCACCCUGCUCUGAAGGGACAGUUGAAAGAAUUCAGAAAGCAUCUUGUGGAGAGCACCAAUGAAAUGGCACCUUUGAAAGUUUGGCAGUUGCAAGGUAGUGGAAAUUAUUUUAAAGGAACUUUAGGAUUACAGCCUGGAGAUUCUGCUCUGUUCAUCAAUGGACUUCACAUUGAUUUAGAUACGCAGGAUAUAUUCAGUUUAUCCGACAUAUUGAGGAAUGAAGCAUGGGUAAUGGAAGGUCUACACAGAUUGGGAAUCGAAGGCCUUUCUCUGCAUAAUGUUUUGAAACUGAACAUCCAGCCUUCUGAGGCGGACUAUGCAGUAGACAUCAGGAGUCCUGCCAUUUCAUGGAUUAACAACCUAGAAGUUGAUAGCAGAUAUGAUUCAUGGCCUUCCAGUCUACAAGAGUUGCUUAGACCCACCUUUCCUGGUGUUAUCAGGCAGAUCAGGAAAAAUUUGCAUAACAUGGUUUUUAUAGUUGACCCUGCUCAUGAGACCACAGCAGAUUUGAUUAACACAGCUGAAAUGUUCCUCAGUAAUCACAUACCACUAAGAAUUGGCUUUAUCUUCGUGGUUAAUGACUCUGAAGAUGUUGAUGGGAUGCAUGAUGCUGGAGUGGCUGUUUUUCGAGCAUAUAAUUAUGUUGCCCAAGACUUGGAUGAUUAUCAUGCCUUCCAAACUCUGAUACAUAUAUAUAACAAGGUGAGGAAUGGCGAAAAGGUGACAGUUGAACAUGUGGUCAGCAUCUUGGAGAAGAAAUAUCCAUAUGUAGAAGUGAAUAGCAUUUUGGGGAUUGAUUCUGCUUAUGAUCAGAACCGGAAGGGUGAACUAUCCCAUGAUCAAGACGUGGUUGAGUAUAUCAUGAAUCAGCCAAAUGUAGUUCCACGAAUUAAUUCUAGGAUUUUGACAACUGAGCGAGAGUAUUUGGAUCUAACGGCAAAUAAUAACUUCUUUGUGGAUGACUAUGCUAGAUUUACUGUCUUGGAUUCUCAAGGAAAAACUGCUGCUGUAGCCAAUAGUAUGAAAUACCUGACAAAGAAAGGAAUGUCCUCCAAGGAAAUCUAUGAUGAUUCUUUUAUCAGGCCAGUAACUUUUUGGAUUGUUGGAGAUUUUGAUAAGCCUUCUGGAAGACAAUUAUUGUAUGAUGCUAUUAAACAUCAGAAAUCUAGUAAUAAUGUGAGAAUAAGUGUUAUAAAUAAUCCUAGUGAAGAUAUAAGUUAUGAGAACACUCAGAUCUCCAGAGCAAUUUGGACAGCGCUCCAAAUGCAAGCCUCCAACUCUGCCAAGAACUUCAUCACCAAAAUGGUCAAGGAGGAGACCGCAGCAGCGCUGGCUGCUGGGGCUGACAUCAGUGUGUUCUCUGUUGGAAUUAUUGGGCCAUUGGAGGAUAAUGAAUUGUUUAAUCAAGAUGAUUUCCAUCUGCUAGAAAAUAUUGUACUAAAAACUUCAGGACAGAAAAUAAAAUCUCAUAUUCAACAGCUUCAAGUAGAAGAAGAUGUGGCAAGUGACUUAGUAAUGAAGGUAGAUGCUCUCUUGUCCGCUCAACCCAAAGGAGAUGCAAGGAUUGAGCACCAGUUCUUUGAAGAUAGACUCAGUGCCCUUAAACUGAAGCCAAAGGAAGGAGAAACAUAUUUUGAUGUUGUAGCCAUCAUUGACCCUGUCACCAGAGAAGCACAAAGACUUGCCCCAUUGCUCUUGGUAGGAACAAAUGCUGGUCUUGUUUCCUUGAAUUACUUUUAUCGUUAUGUCUUAGAACCAGAGAUUUCUUUCACUUCUGAUAAUAGCUUUGCUAAAGGUCCAAUAGCAAAAUUUUUGGACAUGCCACAGUCUCCUCUGUUUACUCUGAAUCUGAAUACACCUGAAAGUUGGAUGGUAGAAUCUGUCAGAACACCAUAUGAUCUUGACAAUAUUUAUUUAGAAGAGGUAGAGAGCAUCGUGACUGCUGAGUAUGAGCUGGAGUACCUGUUACUAGAAGGUCAUUGUUAUGACAUCACCACAGGCCAACCUCCCCGAGGACUGCAGUUUACCUUAGGAACUUCGGCUAACCCAGUCAUUGUUGACACCAUUGUAAUGGCUAAUCUGGGCUACUUUCAAUUAAAAGCUAACCCAGGAGCUUGGAUUCUCAGACUUAGGAAGGGGCGAUCUGAAGACAUUUAUAGAAUCUACAGCCAUGAUGGUACAGAUUCUCCUCCUGAUGCUGAUGAAGUUGUUGUUGUCCUCAACAAUUUCAAGGGCAAAAUUAUUAAAGUGAAGGUUCAAAAGAAGGCAGACAUGGUGAAUGAAGACUUAUUGAGUGAUGGAACUAGUGAGAAUGAAUCUGGAUUUUGGGAUUCCUUCAAAUGGGGUUUUUCAGGAGGACAGAAGACUGAGGAAGUGAAACAAGACAAAGAUAACAUAAUUAAUAUUUUCUCUGUUGCAUCUGGUCAUCUGUACGAGAGAUUUCUUCGUAUAAUGAUGCUGUCGGUACUGAAGAAUACCAAGACUCCUGUGAAAUUUUGGUUCUUAAAGAAUUAUUUGUCCCCUACAUUUAAGGAGUUUAUACCUUACAUGGCAAAUGAAUACAAUUUCCAUUAUGAACUUGUUCAGUAUAAGUGGCCCCGGUGGCUUCAUCAGCAGACUGAAAAGCAGCGUAUCAUCUGGGGUUACAAGAUCCUCUUUUUAGAUGUCCUCUUCCCUCUUGUUGUUGACAAAUUCCUAUUUGUGGAUGCCGAUCAGAUUGUACGGACAGAUCUGAAAGAGUUAAGAGAUUUCAAUUUGGAUGGUGCUCCUUAUGGUUAUACUCCUUUCUGUGAAAGUCGAAGAGAAAUGGAUGGCUACAGAUUCUGGAAGUCGGGCUACUGGGCCAGCCAUUUAGCUGGGCGAAAGUAUCAUAUCAGGCUUUUGGAUUUGCCCAAUAACAUGAUUCAUCAGGUGCCCAUUAAAUCUCUCCCUCAAGAAUGGCUUUGGUGUGAGACUUGGUGUGAUGAUGCCUCUAAGAAAAAGGCUAAGACAAUUGAUUUGUGUAAUAAUCCAAUGACCAAAGAGCCCAAACUGGAAGCAGCUAUGCGAAUUGUCCCUGAGUGGCAGGACUAUGAUCAAGAAAUCAAACAAUUACAAACCCGCUUUCAAAAGGAGAAAGAAACAGGGCCACUGUCUAAAGAGAAUAAGACAAAAGAGUCAAGCCAAGGUCAUCAGACACGUGAAGAAUUAUGAUCUCCUGGGAAGAACAGGAAAUUGCCCCGUUGGAAGAACAAUUCUUAUACUAAAUGCUAGGGAUUUUUUCUGAUCUGUCUCUACAACUGCUGGUGAACUGACUGGCUGAGCAAGUGUGCCAUGAUUUGGAUUCUGAGAGUUUGAUUUGACUUCUGCACACUGAUGGGGUUAAGGCACUACUAGAGAAGGAAGUACCUCAGAGGAAGACUAAUGACUUAUCUUCCAAAACUCUGUACAAAGCGGCCUUCCAACCAGAGGGGAGCAUGACAGCAGUACUAGAAAAAAACCAGUACUUUGAUACCCACUCCCACAAGCACACACGCUGCACAUCAUGGGAAGCAGGUCAGCCAUGGCCACCACACACUUCCCUACCUCAAUUUUUACAUAGCCAUGGAGUAACGUGUGCUGUGGGCGGAUGUCCAUCAUAUGGGAUUGUGUCAACAACAGCUGUGGCCACACUGACAUGCUCCAUGCGCCCCUAAUCCUUUCUUUCCCGCACUGUAGGUCAUUGCUUACUCAGAUUCCAGCCAGCCAACCAAGCAUGUGUCUUCAGGGCUGGCUUAGUGCAGCAGCUAAGCAGAUUAAUCAGGACACAGGAUGGACCUGGGUUUGAAUCAGGAUAGGAAAAAUAUCAGAUAGCGGGGCCCUAGAGUAUUGGGGGCAGGGUGGUGAGAAAGGCCAGAGUCUGGCUAUUAUCUUUGAUAAAUCAAUAUCAUUGUGAAGAAUUUGAAACAUUAAUAUUCUCCAUCCAAUCCCAGUGAAUUUUUGAUGUAAUUGUUGUUGUUGGUUUUUUUAAUCAUUUUAUUGGGGGCUCAUGCAACUCAUCACAUCCAUCCAUCCAU
Molecule: messenger RNA, 5141 nt
Organism: Echinops telfairi (small Madagascar hedgehog)
Lineage: Eukaryota; Metazoa; Chordata; Mammalia; Afrosoricida; Tenrecidae
Gene: UGGT1
Product: UDP-glucose glycoprotein glucosyltransferase 1
Exons: 37
Coding region: 1-4299 (1432 amino acids)
Cellular component (GO): endoplasmic reticulum
Molecular function (GO): UDP-glucose:glycoprotein glucosyltransferase activity
Source: RefSeq, a predicted model, not a curated record